This is a messenger RNA of Closterium sp. Yama58-4, 1872 nucleotides long. The record is from the annotation of a GenBank genome assembly. Lineage: Eukaryota; Viridiplantae; Streptophyta; Zygnematophyceae; Desmidiales; Closteriaceae.
AUGGCGCCAACGGGAACCGUAUUGUCUCCCUCAAUCAACUAUCGCUGCCAUCGAAUGGUGGCCUCUCCAUCGGAGCAGCAACAACCACGGCUGGAGGCGGCAGAAGGUCCGGUGGUGCACGUCGCAACACCACAGCGCCGAACGGUGUACGACAGCCCGCAACAUCCACUGGGAGAAGGCCGCGAGGCAGCUCCGCACCCGCCGGUGGAGUUGUCGCGUCAGAUGCGGUACAGGCUGGGGCAACGGCACGAAACCAGACUGGACGCACGGCUGCAGCUCGUGCAAGGCAGGCGGAAGCAUACCAGACUGGCCGGUCAGCACAGCAGUCCGACCCUCAUGCGGAUGCGGCGAUUCAGCGUGCUGCAGGUGCGGCGACUACGCGUGCCGCUGAUGCGGCGCAUCAGCAUACAUAUGGAGGGGCGAUUCAGCGUCCUCCUGGAGCGGCGAGUCCGGCCCGCCGCAGGUGCUGCGUUUCAGCCCGCCGCAGGUGCUGCGUUUCAGCCUGCCGCUGGUGCUGCGUUUCAGCCUGCCGCUGGUGCUGCGUUUCAGCCUGCCGCUGGUGCUGCGUUUCAGCCUGCCGCUGGUGCUGCGUUUCAGCCUGCCGCUGGUGCUGCGUUUCAGCCUGCCGCUGGUGCUGCGUUUCCGCAAGAUGAUGGACAGCAGGUUUUGCUCGAGGCUGGAGCCACGCUUGCGUUUGCAGCUGGAGGCGCAGACCAGCCUGGUGUUGGAGCCGCGUCUCACCCUGCUGGAGUCACGUUACCUCAUGAGGCUGGAGCCUCAUUCCAGCCCGACGCUGGUCCGGAGUUUCCGGCUGCUGCUGGAGGCGCAUUAGAGUCUGAUUCUGAUGCAUUCGAUGUGUUUCUGGAGGACGAUGAAGAUGGUGGUGGUUAUAAGCAGCCAGUGGACCUCGAGGCGGAGCCAGAGAUAGAACCCGCCAUCCCUGAACCUGUGUACAUGCCUGAGCUGAUGGAAAAUCGUGCGACAGAGUCUACGUCGCCAACAGUUGACCGUGCAGUGUUUGAGGCCCAGGCCGCGCGAUACCGCCAGUUGGAGCGCGAGCUUAUGCAAGCGCAAAAUGAGAUGCGUGCCAUGCAGCGACAACAUGCACCCUCACAACAUGGCACUGGUCAACGCGAUGGGCAGCGGUUCGACACCGAGAUCAACACCGAUGCGGAUGCAGGUGGUUGGAACGAUGCGGCGAACAUAGCAGAUCCGAACGAAGUGGUUUCAGGUGGGGCCGGUGCGACAAACAGUGGGCGUUUCGAGGCGGCUUCCGCGGCUAACGGAGGGCCGUCAGGAGCUGCUGUUGCUGCUAACGCUGGGCUACCGGGUGCUGCUGGUGCGGCUAACGGAGUGCGUUCUGGGCUUGCUCGUGCGGCUAACGGAGGGCCGUCAGGUGCUGCUGGUGCGGCUAACGGAGUGCCGUCAGGUGCUGCUGGUGCGGCUAACGGAGGGCGUUUUGGUGCUGCUGGUACGGCUAACGGAGGGCGUUUUGGUGCUGCUGGUGCGGCUAACGGAGGGCGUUUUGGUGCUGCUGGUGCGGCUAACGGAGGGCGUUUUGGUGCUGCUGGUGCGGCUAACGGAGGGCGUUUUGGUGCGGAUGCGGCAGGCGAAGACAACUACGAGCUGCACCUUAACAUACCGCGUCCCUUGGUGUUGGUCGAGCCGAACCGCCCUGCGAUCAUUGACGCUGUCAACAGUGCGUACGCACAUGGAGCCACACUCGACCUGCAUCAACUGACUCAUAUGCAACGGUCGUGGGCGCACCGUUACGCGAUGGCGUUGGCCUCAAUCCCAGCGAAACACAAUGGGUUCACGGUAGGCCACGGUCUCCUCAUUUGUCCAGUCUAUCGCCUUGCUCGUCGCAUGUAA